Penicillium cataractarum is the source of this 573-nucleotide messenger RNA. RefSeq lists its product as uncharacterized. NCBI's taxonomy places the organism in Eukaryota, Fungi, Ascomycota, Eurotiomycetes, Eurotiales, Aspergillaceae. The record is from RefSeq and is a predicted model, not a curated record. Bases 1 to 573 code for a protein of 190 amino acids. The transcript has a single exon.
AUGCAGUUCAAGAUUCUUGCCGCCCUCCUCUUCUCCGCCACGGCCCUGGCUGCCCCCCAGGCCACCGGCACCUCCUCGUCCUCGUCCGACGACUCUGACAUCUCGAUCCCUAACUCCAUCCUAACCGUCAUCGAGACCGCCAUCCCGGCUUCCUGGUACAGUGAGAUUUUGGACCCAACCUCCCGUUCCUCCAUCAUCUCCGAGAUCGAGGCCGGUACCCUCCCCGCUUGGUACAACAACCUGCCUAGCAGCGUCAAGGCCUGGGCUGCCACUGCAUCCGGCGGUGGUUUUGCCAACCUCCUUAUCGAGGCCUCCGCUACCGAUACCGCCGCUGCCACCAGUACUGCGGCCAGCGUUGCGACUGCUACUGGCUCGGCUGAUUCUUCCAGCGCUGCUGUGACCAGUGCUGUUUCCUCGGGUUCGGCCGCUGCUAGCUCCAAGGCUGCUUCUGCUUCUGCUUCGUCUGCUCAUGCUUCUGCUACUUCUACUGGUGGUGCUCCCGUCGCCACUGGCGGUGUUGCUAUGAGCAUCGUUGGGGCCGCUGGUAUUUUGGGUCUUGCUCUUGCUCUGUAG